AUGUCCGCCGAAAACCAGCUCAAGUACACGAACAAGCUCAAGAACUCCCGCGUUCUCAUCAUCGGCGGUUCCUCAGGCUUAGGCUAUGGCGUCGCAGAAGCGACCCUCGAGCACGGCGCUCUCGUCGCCAUCUCUUCUAGCAGCGAGUCGCGCAUCCAGUCUGCAGUCUCCAAACUAAAGAAAGCGUAUCCCUCCUACGCAUCCAGCGUCCACGGCCUCACCGUCGACCUACUCGACGACGCCACCCUAGAGCGCGAGCUCGACAGCAUCCUCAAGCGUGCAACAGAGACCCUAGGCGGGAAACUCGACCACGUUGUUUUCACCGCGGCUGAUGCUCUCGCCCCCAUGAAGCUGAGCGACAUGACCGUCGACCGCAUCCACAAGGCUGGCACCAUUCGCUGGCUUGCGCCGCUACUCCUGGCCAAAUACCUGCCCACUUACCUGAAUGUGUCGUACCGCUCGUCCUACACCAUAACGACGGGCGGCAUCAGCGAGAAGCCUAUCCCGAACUGGUCUGUCAUUGCGGCGUAUGCGGGCGGGCACCACUCGAUGGUGCGAAAUCUCGCGCUUGACAUGAAGCCUAUUCGAGUGAAUGGGGUGAGUCCUGGUGUUGUGGAUACGGAGCUGUGGAAGAUGGGUGAGGAUGAAAAGGCAGCAUUCUUUGAGCAGUGCAAGAAGAGUCUGAUGACUGGGAGAGUACCUACUGCGGAGGAUAUAGCGGAGAGCUAUCUCGUGAUUAUGAAGGAUUGGAACAUGGAUGCUAGUAUGGUGAGGACGGAUGGAGGUAGUUUGUUUGCUUGA
This is a messenger RNA of Didymosphaeria variabile, 801 nucleotides long. RefSeq lists its product as uncharacterized. Lineage: Eukaryota; Fungi; Ascomycota; Dothideomycetes; Pleosporales; Didymosphaeriaceae. Bases 1 to 801 code for a protein of 266 amino acids. The transcript has a single exon. The record is from RefSeq and is a predicted model, not a curated record. Gene Ontology annotation, molecular function: oxidoreductase activity.